AUGGCUACUACCCUGCCACGCCUGCCGGUCCUUGAAGCCGUUGCGGCCCACGACCCGGCGUCCACCGCCGUGGUCCACAGCCUAUCAGGCCGCUCCUUCACCUAUGGCGAGCUCCUCGGCGACGUUGGCCGCGCAAGGGACCGCAUUAGACACGCCCGGGGCGGUGCCGACCUGGACGGCGAGAGAGUGGCUUUUCUAGUAGAGAACAGCUAUGACUACGUAGUGACACUGUUGGCUAUCAUGGCCGCACGAUCAAUCGCCGUGCCUCUGUCCCCUGCAUUCCCAGUCCCAGAAUUGCAGUAUAUCUUAAACCAGAGUGAAGCAUCCGUUCUCGUCUCCUCCGCCAAGUUUGGUGCCAAGGCAAAGCAGGUCCUGGAAUCAGACCUGACAGCCAGCCCCUCCCAUCUCGAGCUGUCAAAGCAUCUCGGUGGCCAGGGGAAGAAGGAGGAUAUAUCAUGGGACGACGCAUGCCCUGGCAAUGCCGGCAUGAUGCUCUAUACCUCUGGGACUACAAACCGGCCGAAAGGAGUUCUCCUCCCACAAUCAGUCCUCGCAGCUCAGAGCAAAUCCCUGAUCGAAGCAUGGGAGUACUCCCCCAAAGACCGGCUACUCCACGUCCUCCCCCUCCACCACAUCCACGGCACCGUCAACGCCAUCCUCACCCCCCUCCUCGCCGGCUCCUCCAUCGAGUUCAUGUUCCCCUUCAACGCCGACGCCGUCUGGUCCCGCCUCGCAGCCCCCUUCCUCCCCACCAACGGCACCUCCUCCCCAGCACAGGCCAAGCCCAAAAUCACCUUCUUCACCGUCGUCCCAACCGUCUACAGCCGCCUCCUUGCCAGCCACAAGCUCCUGCCCCCCGAGAUGCAGACGGCCGCCCGCACCGCCGUCUCCCCAGAGCACAUGCGCCUCAGCAUCUCCGGCUCCGCCGCCCUCCCAACGCCCAUCAAGGCCUCCUGGCGCUCCCUCAGCCACGGCAGCGUCCUCCUCGAGCGCUACGGCAUGACCGAGGUCGGCAUGGCCCUCAGCUGCGGCCUCCACCCGGACGACCGCGUCGACGCCAGCGUCGGCUGGCCCCUCCCCUCCGUCCAGGCCCGCCUCGUCGACGUCGACACCGGCGACGUCAUCCAGCCGGGAGAGGGCGACGUCGACCCGAUCACGGGCCGCGAGCGCUCCGGGGAGAUCCAGCUGCGUGGACCCACCAUCUUCAAGGAGUACUGGCGGAACCCUACCGCCACGGCCGCCGAGUUCGUCUCCGAUCCGGACGGCAAGGGCUCGUGGUUCAAGACCGGCGACGUCGCCGUUCGUCGUCCCGUCGAGUCGGCCGCCUUUGCUCAGCCCUGGGCCAAGGGCCCCCUGUACUUCAUCCUCGGCCGCAAGUCGGCGGACAUCAUCAAGACGGGAGGCGAGAAGGUGAGCGCGCUCGAAGUCGAGCGGGAAUUGCUCUCCCUGCCGGAAGUAUCCGAGGCCGCCGUCGUGGCGGUGCCAAGUGGUAAUUGGGGUCAAAAGGUCGGGGCUGUCCUGAUUCUCAACUCGGAGGUUGCAACGACCUGGAGUCCCAUGGAUAUGCGCCGUGCUCUCAAGGGCCGGCUGGCCAACUAUAAGAUUCCUCAAGUCAUGAAACUUGUGGACCACAUACCUCGCAAUGCCAUGGGCAAAAUCAACAAAAAGCAACUCGUUAAAUCCAUCUUUAAGGAUGAGCACAGUGAUGAUGAAAUGUAG
Clonostachys rhizophaga is the source of this 1719-nucleotide messenger RNA. Lineage: Eukaryota; Fungi; Ascomycota; Sordariomycetes; Hypocreales; Bionectriaceae. The record is from the annotation of a GenBank genome assembly.